Molecule: messenger RNA, 804 nt
Organism: Erythranthe guttata (spotted monkey flower)
Lineage: Eukaryota; Viridiplantae; Streptophyta; Magnoliopsida; Lamiales; Phrymaceae
Product: large ribosomal subunit protein bL12c
Biological process (GO): translation
Cellular component (GO): chloroplast; ribosome
Molecular function (GO): mRNA binding; structural constituent of ribosome
Source: RefSeq, a predicted model, not a curated record
UCUUCACUAAUCUACUCUCUCUCUCUCUCUCUCACUGCGUUUCCUCUCUCUCCCUAUCUCCCAAAUUCGGCCAUGGCUUCUGCGCUAUCCACCGUCACACUCCGCUCUCCUUCCUACGCAACCCCCACCACAGCGUAUUCCGCCCUCCCUUCCUCCACAUUCCCCAAACAAUCCAUCGAAUUCCCCCUCAAAUCCACCCCCGCACUCCUCCGCCGCCGCACCUCCGCCGUCCGCCCAAUCUCCGCCGUCGAUGCCCCUGAGAAGGUCGUCGAGCUCGGCGACCAGAUCUCCAACCUAACCCUCGCCGACGCUCAGAAGCUCGUCGAGUACCUCCAGGACAAGCUCGGCGUCACCGCCGCCUCCUUCGCCCCCGCCGCCGUCGCCGCUCCAGUCGCCGCUGAAGCGGCCGCCGUCGUCGAGGAGAAGACGGAGUUCGAUGUCGUGAUCGAGGAGGUGCCGAGCAAUAUGAGAAUCGCCACCAUUAAAGUGGUUAGGGCUUUGACUAGCUUGGCUCUGAAAGAAGCCAAGGAAUUAAUUGAAGGACUGCCGAAGAAAUUCAAGGAGGGGGUUUCCAAAGAGGAGGCGGAGGAGGCCAAAAAACAGCUGGAAGAAGCCGGUGCCAAGAUUUCUAUUGUUUAGUAUCAUGAUUAUUUUUAAAACAAAGGUGAUUUUUGUAUGGUCUCUGUUUAUCUUUUUUAUUGAGUUUAUUAUGAAUUAUCAGGUGUAGAUUAAUCCUGGAUUUGUAAUGUAAUCUAUCCAAACCCAUAUUUGCUUUUCCCUUUAAUCCUACUAUGAUUAAUCAUU